AUGUCUUAUUCCCCAUUUUCAGACAAGUACAACCAAGUACCUCAAUCAGAAGAUGGUGAAGGAUUACUCUCGAAUACCGGGUCAACAUAUAAUAAGCAACCACCCAGGCGAAAUAGCAUUCUAUGGUAUAUUCUAUCACUGCCAGUGAUAUCGUUGUUGUCCGUUGCUUUUGGUGUAUGGAUCGGUGCUCGAUUUGUGGCGAAUCCGGCGAAAUUAUGUCCAACAUACAUGCAACAUUAUUCUCCUGUUCUGAAUGAUAUUGAUACUUCAUAUAAGCCAGUAAUGUUCAAUGGAUCAUUUAUGAAGGAAAAUGCAUUUAGAUUGAAAGCAGGGCCUGAGGUGGAUGAAGCGUGGGGAAGUUUAGGAGUGCACUAUCGAAGUUUCGCAUUACCGGCGAGCGAGGCGGAAAAAUCUGGAUUGACAUCUGCUCAUGUUCAGGUGAAUGAAAAAUAUGGCGGAGGAUUUCCAGUAAAUUUAGAAGGACUUCAUCAUCUACAUUGUCUAAACCUUGUGAGACAAUCGCUCUACUACAACUACGACUAUUACCACGAUCAAGGAAAAGGAGCAUUUGUGAACGAGGAUAACAUCGUUCAAUACCACGUCUCUCAUUGUCUCGAUAUCAUCCGCCAACAACUCAUGUGCCAAGUCGAUACCGGCGUCCUCGGUCAAGUCUGGUGGGAUAAAUCGAAACCCCAAGCUUUCGUAGAUUUUAAUACUGAACAUCAAUGCAAAAAUUUCGAUGCCAUAAGACAGUGGGCGGAGGAGAAACAGAUGCCGGCGACGGGACCGCCGGAUUUCUUGCAGAGACCGAAGAAGAGUGAUGUUCUUGAGAGUAUACCGUAA
Sclerotinia borealis F-4128 is the source of this 843-nucleotide messenger RNA. The record is from the annotation of a GenBank genome assembly. NCBI's taxonomy places the organism in Eukaryota, Fungi, Ascomycota, Leotiomycetes, Helotiales, Sclerotiniaceae.